CUCUCUAUCCAGAACCAAGAGCUUCACAAAAAUUCAGAAGGCGUUCAAUUCAACCCACACAAAAAGAGGACCGGCAUAGCCAAACGCUGAAGCUCUCCCACCAAAAUGGCGACUUCGCUGUCCAACUUCCUCUCCUUUCUCUCGCCUUCGAAGCCGCCGCGGCCGCCACUUCCGCCGGCGAGGGGCCCGGCGACUCUAUGCAUGUCCAAUCGCGACGCCAGGAGCAGCUCUGCUCCGCUGGCCGCGGUGCCGGAACGUCUACCGAGCGAGCUGUCGGCGGUGGUGAACCCGGCGCUCGCUCACGCGAACGCGCUCUUCUUCCGAGGCUACAACGUCCAGGUGAUCGUGGACGACAACGAACCGGAGGAGAGGCUGCUGAACAGGUUCAGGAGGGAGGUGAUGAGGGCCGGCGUGAUUCAGGAGAGCAAGAGGCGGCGGUACUUCGAGAACAAGCAGGACGAGAAGAAGCGCAAGACUCGCGAGGCUGCGAAACGCAAUCGCCGAAGACGUCCCCAAUCAAGAUUUGUGCCUCAGAGCAAGCAAGAGACCCCUACUAACAAGAAAAAGGAAGACGAUGAAGAUAACUGGGACCUCCCUGAUGAACUUCCAUUUUGAUUUCAUCUACCCUUUGCUCAUUUUUGUAGUCACAAUUGAUGCUGAGGGAGUGUUAUCCAGAUUGUUCUUUAAUUGAUGACUUGUGUUAUCAACCCUGAUUCUUUCCAACAUAAAUAUAGAUGCAUUAUUCCCAAAUCCUUUUGGAUUGUUA
Molecule: messenger RNA, 766 nt
Organism: Rhodamnia argentea
Lineage: Eukaryota; Viridiplantae; Streptophyta; Magnoliopsida; Myrtales; Myrtaceae
Product: 30S ribosomal protein S21, chloroplastic-like
Exons: 2
Coding region: 106-615 (169 amino acids)
Biological process (GO): translation
Cellular component (GO): ribosome
Molecular function (GO): structural constituent of ribosome
Source: RefSeq, a predicted model, not a curated record